CAGACAUGAAGGUGACUGGUUAGCAGGACAUCUGGGUAUUUAACAUGCUUCUAAAUAUCUUCAACUGAAACAAGCCUAGAGUCUUGGAAGCAGUCGUGGCCUGCGCCUCCCCAGCUGGACCCGCUGAGAGGGACUGGGGACAACCAGCUGGAUCCUCCCGUCGGACCAGGUCUCCGGAAUCACACCGUGGAUUCACCACUCCCGCGUCAAAGGAGCAGAGUCGUACCAGCCUACCUGGACUUCUCAUCCAGUGUCCGACGAGCCACUGAAGACCACGUUUAAAAAAACCACCUGAAUGCCAGCUCUCAUCUGCUCCUCCCUAACCAUCUCAACCUUCUGUCUACUGAUUCUUUUAGCCUCUUUUCUUCUUACCUCUGCGACCUUAUCUGAUUGGACCCCAGCCCAAAGAAGCCUCCUCCUGUUUGGGUUUCUACUAUGGAUCUUUCCCCUAUUCGCGCUCACCUGCUUACGGACCUCUGCCUCUUAGGCCUAUUCUACCCUUCCCUGAGCGCCCCAACCCAGCGGACAUGUACCUGCCGUGGGUCCCCUUUCUACCCGACUUUAAGAUCCUCCUUUUUCUCCUAUGACUCCAUGACCCCGGAUUGUUACCGUGGCGUCUUGCCUUUCCUCUGCGUAAAGGACGGUAAGACCUACAGGACUGCCCUUAAUACACAGCCCUCCUUGAACAAUUGCAGGUUUUAUGGUCGAGGGUACCUCUGCUGGAACGCCCCUGUCCGCACUCCAGAUGGCUCAAAAUGUCCCUGCACCGGGGGUCCGGGACAAGCGCCCACUUCCAAUUCUUUACUCUCAUGCCCCGGGAAUGCCACCAGGGAACCAUGCCGUCCCCUGCAAGGAAUCCGGCCGCACCUAUUGGACCGCCACUCUGACUCAGACCUUCCAGUCCCCCUGCAAUUCCUUCCUUCGAGGGCCUGUCUGCUGGUCCUACCUGGCCCAGGCCAGGUUCUCCGAUAGCGGAGGUGUCCAGGACACUGCCCUCCACAAAGUUGCGGCAACCCGGAUUGCUGCGAUAGCUCGGGCCACUCCGCCCCGGCCCCGCUACCGGCGCCUCAACCUCACCUCUUUACGCCGGCCACCACUCCUUAGCUCCCCGGACUUCACUUCACACCUCCUCAAUACAUCUUACCAGCUUUGGCUCAACUCCACUUCUCUCCCUAUCGGUUCCCCCUGUUGGAUUUGUCUGCCCCUUAUCCGUUCCGCUUUCUUCGGAAUACCCGUCCGCCCAACUGGCCCUCCACAACUCCACCAACACUUCUGCCUCAAUAGUCACCGAACCCAUCAGCGAUCCCGUCCCGCUGGCUCCGGCCACAAACCUCACCUGUUACCUACCCCCUGGCCUCGCCCAGGCUCCCGACCCCCGCUGCCAGAGCUUUUCUGCACCUUUACCCUUCUGCACUCCUCCCAGCAUAUUUCUCUUCUGUGACGGAGGCCACCCAUACAGGUGUCGGGACGCACAUCACAAUGGAAGUGGCUGCAUCCUCAUUUUCAUUUCCCCUUCUGCCGCCGUUUUUACUGACGCUGAAUUCCAGUCGCAGGUCUUUCCUUCCCUUCGCACCCGUCGGGUGGCUUUCGUCCCUUUCCUCAUAGGUGCUGGCAUCUUU
Messenger RNA from Rhinolophus ferrumequinum (greater horseshoe bat), 1619 nucleotides. RefSeq names its product syncytin-1-like. NCBI's taxonomy places the organism in Eukaryota, Metazoa, Chordata, Mammalia, Chiroptera, Rhinolophidae. The transcript has 3 exons. The record is from RefSeq and is a predicted model, not a curated record. The coding region runs from base 701 to 1441 and encodes 246 amino acids.